UGCCGGACAAGUACCGGAGUUCCCCCCGGCCUCGGGCAGCCGUGCAGACUGGAGCCGUCUCUGCCGCAGCCGGCCAGGGCUCAGCCAUGAAGCUCCUAGUGGCCUUGCUGGCCCUGCUGGCCCAAGGGUUCUCUCUGGAGAAUGGGCUGAUGAGGACACCCCCCAUGGGCUGGCUGGCCUGGGAACGCUACCGCUGCAACAUCGACUGCAAGGAGGACCCAGACAACUGCAUCAACGAGCACCUGUUCAUGGACAUGGCUGACCGGCUGGCAGAGGACGGCUGGAGGGACCUGGGCUACGACUACGUCAACAUCGAUGACUGCUGGAUGGCGAUGAAGCGGGACAAGGACGGGGUCCUGGUGCCCGACCCGGAGAGGUUCCCCAGCGGCAUCCGGGCCCUGGCAGACUACGUUCACUCGCGGGGUCUGAAGCUGGGCAUCUACGGAGACAUGGGCAGCAUGACCUGCAUGGGGUACCCGGGCACCACGUUGGCUGAGGUGGUCCUGGACGCCCAGACCUUCGCCAGCUGGGGAGUGGACAUGCUAAAGCUGGACGGCUGCUACUCGAGCAGCCUAGAACGUGCCAAGGGCUAUCCCGCUAUGGCCAAAGCCCUGAACGCCACCGGCCGCUCCAUCGGCUACUCCUGCAGCUGGCCGGCCUACGACGGGGGCCUCCCUCCCGAGGUGAACUACACCCUCCUGGCAGACAUCUGCAACCUGUGGCGCAACUUUGACGACAUCGAGGACUCGUGGCAGAGCGUCCUCUCCAUCGUGGACUGGUUCUCGGAGCACCAGGACGUGCUGCAGCCCAUGGCCGGCCCUGGGCACUGGAACGACCCCGACAUGCUACUUAUAGGGAACUACGGGCUGAGCUUUGAGCAGGCCAAGGCCCAGAUGGCCCUGUGGACGGUGCUGGCGGCUCCGCUCUUCAUGUCCACCGACCUCCGCACCAUCUCGCCGCAGAACGUGGACAUUCUGCAGAACAAACUCAUGAUCCGCAUCAACCAGGACCCCCUGGGCAUCCAGGGCCGCAGAGUCCUCCAGACCAAGCACCACAUCGAGGUGUUCGUGCGGCCCCUGGCCAAGGACGCCAGCGCCGUCGUCUUCUUCAGCCGCCGGACGGACAUGCCCUACCGCUACCGGACCUCGCUGGGGGCUCUCAACUUCACCGGGCACGCGCUCUACGAGGCCCAGGACGUCUACUCGGAGAACAUCAUCAGCGGCCUCAAGCACGACACCGACUUCACGGUGCUCAUCAACCCGUCGGGCGUCGUCAUGUGGCACGUGUACCCCAUCGUGGGCAAGGAAGGGCUCCCCUGGUUGUGAAGCCUCCUGGGAUUCUGACCGCCAGGACCGGGAUGCGGCGUCGCUGCUGGCCGGAGCCCAGGGCCUUCGCUCCUGCCCCGUCACUCCCUGGACUUGGGGCGCCCCCGGGGGCCUGGCCUGGCCCUCCUUCGUUCCCUUGGCCAGCUGGGCCCGGCGGGCCUUCCUGGCUCUGAAAGCUGGGCCUCUCUAGGCAGAUGGGAGGAUGGAGGGGGCGAGGGGCGGCGGCACCCAAAGCUCUCCCGGCGGUGCCCCGACCCUGCCCUGGCUGCCCCCGAGACCUUAAUAAAGCGACUCUUUAACAGAU
Messenger RNA from Gracilinanus agilis (Agile Gracile Mouse Opossum), 1629 nucleotides. It is a transcript of the gene NAGA, whose product is annotated as alpha-N-acetylgalactosaminidase. The record is from RefSeq and is a predicted model, not a curated record. Gene Ontology annotation, molecular function: alpha-galactosidase activity. Gene Ontology annotation, biological process: oligosaccharide metabolic process; glycoside catabolic process; glycosylceramide catabolic process. Lineage: Eukaryota; Metazoa; Chordata; Mammalia; Didelphimorphia; Didelphidae. The transcript is spliced from 9 exons. Gene Ontology annotation, cellular component: cytoplasm. The coding region runs from base 87 to 1325 and encodes 412 amino acids.